This is a messenger RNA of Gracilinanus agilis (Agile Gracile Mouse Opossum), 2474 nucleotides long. RefSeq names its product zinc finger protein 260-like. Bases 336 to 2474 code for a protein of 712 amino acids. Lineage: Eukaryota; Metazoa; Chordata; Mammalia; Didelphimorphia; Didelphidae. The record is from RefSeq and is a predicted model, not a curated record. Gene Ontology annotation, biological process: negative regulation of transcription by RNA polymerase II; regulation of cytokine production; regulation of immune system process. The transcript has 5 exons.
CUUCCCCAGCCACAGGCCUGAUCUUGCUAGGCAUCUUCCUUAACUCUCCCCGAACUUGUAUCUCUUUCUCUAAAUUCUCUUUAGGAACCCAGGCCCAGGACCCUAAGGUCUAACCUGGAUAUUUGCCUAGAGUGCUCCAGCCUGUUUUGGCGUCCCUGGAUGUUACCUUUCUCAUCCCUUCUGUCCCUUGCAGGGGCUGAGGCUGAGCUUGGGACAACUCUUUGUACCAGACAAACCACCAGGCCCUGUUUCCUUCCUCACAAACAGGGUUUCCAGUGUGUGAACCUGAUGUAAUCUCCAGUUUGGAGCAAGGGAAAGAAGCAUGGGUUUUUGACAUGCAAGAAGCUGAAGAGAGAGAGAUCAUGAGAGGGGACUGCUCAGGUUGUGAGACCAAGACUGAGAACGAGGAGCUGUUGAUAAAGCAGGAGAUUUCUGAAGAAGUGGAUUCCCAGAAUAUGAUACUGGAAAGAAUCAUAGGGGAUGUUCCCCAUAGCCCUAAAUAUAGAGAAGCCUGUGAAUCUGAAGACAGGUCAAACGAUGAUUUACAGUCUUCUACAGGUAAAUUCCUUUCUCACAAGAGACAGUUGAGGUCAAUGACAGUGAUGGAUCAAAAUCCACCUGAAGAAGAGAAAGACCAGAAAUAUAAUGAAUUUGGAAGAAACCUCAAUUUGAAUUCUAACCCUGUUAGAAUUUCCUCAAGAGAGAAACCCCAACAAUAUGAUAACAUGGAUCAAAAAUCCAAACAGAAUUCAGACCUAAUUAUGCAUCAGAAAAAUCAUACAGAAGGGAAAACCUAUAAACCUAGAAUAUAUGGAAAACAUUUAAGGCAGAGUUCAACUUACGUCAAGCGUCAGAGAAAACGCACAGAUAAAGUCUAUAAAUGUAAUGAAUGUGGGAAAGCCUUCAAACAGAGUUCAAGCCUCAUUAGACACCAGAGGAUUCACACAGGAGAAAAACCCUAUGAAUGUAAUGAAUGUGGAAAAACAUUCAUUGCAUCCUCGAAUCUUAUUCAGCAUCAGAGGGUUCAUACUGGAGAAAAACCAUAUGAGUGUAAUGAUUGUGGAAAAUCCUUCAGCCAGGGGUCAAGCCUAAUUCGCCAUCAGAGAAUUCACACUGGGGAAAAACCAUAUGAGUGUAGUGAAUGUGGGAAAGCUUUUAAUGUCUCCUCAAACCUAAUUCAACAUCAAAAAAUUCACACUGGAGAGAAACCCUAUUCAUGUAAGGAAUGUGGAAAAACUUUUAUCCUAAAUUCUUAUCUUAUUAAUCAUCAGAGAGUUCAUAGUGGAGACAAAUCCUUUGAGUGUAAUGAAUGUGGGAAAGCCUUCAGUGACCGUACAUCUCUUAUUUAUCACCAGAGAAUUCAUACUGGGGAGAAACCCUAUGAGUGUAACAAAUGUGGGAAAGCCUUCAGUUUGAGUUCAGGCCUCAUUAAACAUUUAAGAAUUCAUACAGGAGAAAAACCUUAUGAGUGUUAUGAAUGUGGGAAAAUCUUCAGGGCUUAUUCAAACCUUAUUCAGCAUCAGAGAAUUCACACAGGUGAGAAACCUUAUGAAUGUAAAGAAUGUGGAAAGACUUUCAUUCUGAGCUCAUACCUCAUUAGACAUCAGAAAAUUCAUAGUGGACAAAAACCCUUUCUGUGUAAAGAAUGUGGGAAAACAUUUAGUCAGAGCUCUAACCUAAUUGAUCAUCAAAGGACACACACUGGAGAAAAACCCUAUGAAUGUAAUGAAUGUGGGAAAGCAUUCAGUUUGAGUUCAAACCUCAUUAAACAUCAGAGAAUUCAUACUGGUGAAAAACCUUAUGAAUGCAAUGAAUGUGGGAAAGCCUUCAGUGAAAGUUCUAAUCUUAUAAAACACAAGAGAAUUCACACUGUAGAAAAACCCUAUGAAUGCAAGGAAUGUAAGAAAGCUUUCAGUCAGAGCUCACACCUUAUCAGACAUCAGAAAAUUCAUACUGGAUGGAAGCCUUAUGAGUGUAAUGAAUGUGGGAAAACUUUCAACCAGAACUCUAACCUUAUUAAGCAUCAGAGAAUUCACACUGGUGAGAAACCAUAUGAAUGUAAUGAAUGUGGGAAAUCUUUUAGUGUCCAUUCAUCUUUUAUUCGGCAUCUUAAAAUUCACACUGGUGAGAAACCCUAUGAGUGUAAUGAAUGUGGGAAAACAUUCAAUCAGAAUUCUAAUCUUACUAAACAUCAGCGAAUUCAUACUGGUGAAAAACCCUAUGAAUGUAAUGAAUGUGGAAAAACCUUCAACCAGAAUUCUAAUCUUACUAAACAUCAAAGAACUCAUACUGGUGAGAGGCCCUUUAAGUGUAAUGAAUGUGGAAAAGCCUUCAGUGUGAGUUCUAACCUUAUUAAACAUCACAAAAUUCACACUGGAAUAAAGCCCUAUGAAUGUAAUGAAUGUGGAAAAACUUUCAGUGAGAGCUCUAAUCUCAUUAAACAUCAGAGAAUUCAUACUGGGGAAAAAUUAUGA